Molecule: messenger RNA, 1492 nt
Organism: Corticium candelabrum
Lineage: Eukaryota; Metazoa; Porifera; Homoscleromorpha; Homosclerophorida; Plakinidae
Product: poly(rC)-binding protein 3-like
Exons: 14
Coding region: 156-1286 (376 amino acids)
Biological process (GO): regulation of RNA metabolic process; regulation of gene expression
Cellular component (GO): cytoplasm; nucleus
Molecular function (GO): mRNA binding
Source: RefSeq, a predicted model, not a curated record
AUAUAAAAGACAGUCCCGUAUUAUCGACUCUUUUCUUCCCAUCACAUCUCUUCCUCGCUGUUCCGCUUUCCUUCACGAAUUUUUCCUUACUUCUUGUCUUUCUCUAUUUCAUCCAACCCCAGGCACGACUUUCGGCUGCUCUGUGAAGAGUCGGUAUGGCUACUGAAAGCAACAGCGAUGACGCAGGGUCGACAAGUGGAGCACCAGCAGAUGCGGCCGGUGAAGCCAAAAUGGAGCCCGCCUCUUCAUUGCCGAACGCUUCCUUUCCAGCGACAGCCCCCACAUUGACAUUGAGGCUGCUCAUGAUGCAGAAGGAUGUUGGCAGUAUUAUUGGCAAGAGUGGAGCAACUGUGAAAACGUUCCGAGAAGAGAGUGGAGCAAGAAUUAACAUCUCAGAUGCUGGGAGUGCUGAACGGAUUGUGACCAUCAGUGGACCAGCAGACUGCAUCUUCAAGGCUGUUUCUUUCAUUGCCAAGAAAUUUGAAGAGGAUCAUCGCGUUGCAGUGGCUGCCACCAAUGCUCCCAUUCCUCCAGUUUCAUUUCGGCUGGUUAUGCCUGCAAGUCAGUGUGGCCCUCUUAUUGGUAAAAAAGGAACCAAGAUCAAGGAGAUUCGAGAUGUGACUAGUGCAUCUGUACAGGUGGCUAGUGAGAUGCUUCCCGGUUCAACAGAAAGAACAGUCACUAUUUCGGGAACUCCUGAUUCGAUCACUCAAUGUAUUUAUCAGAUAUGCUGUGUCAUGCUUGAGCAUCCGCCCAAGGGACCCACAAUUCCAUACCGGCCUCGAACAAGUCCUCCUGUGAACUCCCUUCUUCUGCCUGGUCUUCCUCUACAUCUUGCCGAUCCUACUCAUGCUGUUGCAGUGACACAAUUUGGACUUCCCCCUCCAGAGCUUCCUUCAGUGACGGCUCAUUCCCAUGGCAUCCCACCGUUGCUACCGCCUGCCUCACCAUAUGCUCAUGCUGCAGCAGCAGCCGUGGCCGCGUCUGCCAUGCAGACUACUACUACACAAACCAUCAACAUUCCUAAUGAUCUGAUUGGUUGUCUGAUUGGCAAAAGGGGUGCAAAGAUAACUGAAAUAAGGCAGCUAUCUGGUGCCCAAAUCAAGAUAUCUGACCCAAUACAAGGUGUUUCUCACAGAGAGGUAACAAUAUGUGGAUCUCCAGACAGGGUUCAACUUGCUCAGUAUUUAAUUAACAACCGGAUACAUUCCGAAGUAAAUGCGCCUUUGGCUGGUUCUCCUCUUGGUCCACCCAUGUCUCCUCUGCUUCCACCUACGUCUCUGUGACUAAGAGAUAUGAACUUGUUCGCCUUGUGUGUCUUUUGUAAGUGAUGAAGGGUUUCUAGUGUAUGAAAUGUAAGUGUGAGGUAUUGGUGAUGAGUGAAUGAGCUAUUAUAUUAUUAUUACUGGCGCUUCUACUUGUGGCUUAUAGAUCUUAUUGAACUAAAGUGGUGUUUCUCUAAUAAGAAAUUGACUGCUUGUAACAUUUAGAA